AUGCCGGUCAAACAGGCCAUUGAGCCUCCCCCAAAGCGGCAGCGUCUCGAUGAUGCUCAGCAUAAGCAAUCCCAGCCGCCAGAGAUAGAGAUCGGUCUCGGCCCCUUGUUAGCUCACAAUCUCAACGGUCGUCCAUGCAACCUUGACGGCGCCAAUCUGCACAGUUCUCCCAAUUCGGGUGGUGAUUGCGGCUCAUUCCAAUCGCCGGCGGCUGGCAGCUGGACGCAAGAUGGCUUCUCACAAGACCCGGACUUUCUGGCGUCCCAGGAAGAACUGCGAUGUUUCCUUUUUUCCCUGGCCAAUUCGGCGGUUCCGACCCGGGCAUCUAGCCCAGACGCGGCCGGAAGUGGGGAUUCCCUGGAACAAUUGGUUCAACCCCUACCCAAGGACAGUAGGGAUUCAUGGCAUGCCCCACUAUCUGAGGGGAGACAUAUUCAGUACCUCAAGAAUUAUGUUACUGAAGUGGCGCCAUGGAUCCCUGCUCUUGCUCAAGAAUUCCCGGCUCUUUCUUAUGCCAUACUUGCUCUCUCAGCAAGGCAGAUCGAACGUAAGAAUGGCGUUCGGAAUUGGUAUGAUAGUCUUGAAUUGUACCAGGAGGCGAUUCGGCGGUUGAGUCCACUUCUCCAGGUGCGCGACACGAAGGUUGUCGCAGCUUGCGUGCUUCUUUGCUGCCUGGAGAUGAUGUCGGCUCGGGCACAAGAUUGGCGCCGUCAUCUGGAGGGGUGCGCCGCGUUAUUCAGUGCGUUUGGUAUCCACGGCUUCAGCCAGGGGGUUUUACAGGCGAUUUUCUGGUGUUAUGCAAGGAUGGACCUCUGCGGUGCACUCAUUUCUGAUGGCACGCAAACUACACUCCUACAUCCUUGCAAGUGGUUGCCUCCAGGCUGUCAAGACGAGGAUGCAUAUCGACUUUUCCAGAGUGUCAAAUCUCCGGACAUGCACGCGAAUUACGCAGUCUAUCUGUGUAUGAAGGCGACACAACUUGUUUCGGAUCGCACAAAAUUCGUCGAGUUGGGCGAAGACAAUGGCUGUACUACCGAAGAGUUUCAGACCCGUUGGCUUUUGCUCUGGAACGGCCUCCAGUGCUGGCUGUCGGAGCGGCCAGACGAGUUGCUUCCAGUUCAGACUGUCAGCCGCAAGCCUUUCCCUCAUAUCUUGUUUGUCCACUGGGCUGCGAUAUCAUCAAAUCAACUUUAUCACACUGCAUGUAUAUUGCUGUUGAAAGUGCUGCCGAAGGGUGUACGGCUGCCGCGAUCACCGGCCCUCUUUCCGCUAUGGCAUGCACGCCGAAUCUGUGGUAUCUCGCUGGCCAAUCCACAUCAAGGAUGUCUGAACAAUUCAAUCCAGCCAUUGUGGAUUGCAGGUCAGCUCUUCAGUCACAGAUCGGAACACAAAGAGAUCAUCAAUCUGAUCCGAGGUAUCGAGGCUGAAACUGGCUGGGGAACAUGUUGGCGGAUCCGCGAUUUGGAAUCUGCUUGGGGCUGCCGAUAA
Aspergillus aculeatus ATCC 16872 is the source of this 1488-nucleotide messenger RNA. RefSeq lists its product as uncharacterized. The record is from RefSeq and is a predicted model, not a curated record. Lineage: Eukaryota; Fungi; Ascomycota; Eurotiomycetes; Eurotiales; Aspergillaceae. Gene Ontology annotation, molecular function: DNA-binding transcription factor activity; transcription cis-regulatory region binding. The coding region runs from base 1 to 1488 and encodes 495 amino acids. The transcript has 3 exons. Gene Ontology annotation, cellular component: nucleus. Gene Ontology annotation, biological process: positive regulation of transcription by RNA polymerase II.